UCUCUCUCUCUCUCUCUAAACUCUCUCUCUCUCUCUCUCCUCCGAUGCUUCUUCCUCUCGCUCACCCUUCCCCCUUCCUCUCCACCAAAACCCUCGACCCCUCUAUCCGCCAUUUCCUCCCGCCAUUACCCCCAAAACCCUCCCCUCCCCACCUCUCCGCAAACCCUAAACCCUUCCUCUUCCCCCUCCGAGCCUCCUCCGCCUCACCCACCGCCCCCAAAACCCUAGCCAAAUCCGCCAUUAAGCGCAUCUCCGACAAGCUCCGCAGCCUCGGCUACCUCGCCGACGAACCCCGCGAUCGCCGCCCCACCACCACCGGCCCCGGCUCCCCCGGCGAGAUCUUCGUCCCCACACCUCACGAGAUCCCCAGCUACCGCGUCGGCUCCACCCUCGACGCGAGCUGGAGCACGCCGGAGAGCCCGGUCCCCGCGCCCGGGUCGGGCGCCGCCAUUACGAGGUUCCGGGAGCUGUGGAGGAGGGAGAGGGCGCAGGCGCCAUCCCCGCAGAGGGAUUCCAAGGAGGCCGCACCGUCGGUCGCGGAGCUGACGAUCCCCGCGGAGGAGCUGAAGCGGCUGCGGACCUUGGGGAUUAGGAUCAGGAAGCGGCUCAACGUGGGCAAGGCUGGGAUCACGGAGGGGAUCGUGAAUGGGAUCCACGAGAGGUGGCGGAGGAAUGAACUCGUGAAGAUCAAGUGCGAGGAUUUGUGUAGGAUAAACAUGAAGAGAACCCAUGAGAUUUUAGAGAGAAAAACUGGAGGUCUAGUUGUUUGGAGAUCUGGAAGUAUCAUCAUCUUGUAUAGAGGUAUCGAUUAUAAAUAUCCUUACUUUCAUGAUGGUGACCAAAAGAAUGAAAAUGCAGACGAAAAAUCUUCAGACCCUAGCAUGGACAAUCAAGUAGCAAAGGAGCAAGAAACAAAUUCACAGUUGAAAUUGCCUGUAAAUCCUUCAGAUGAAGUACAUAAUGCUACAGUUCGCACCUCCUUAGUGGCUGGUGUCGGUUCUCCAAAUAAGGUGCGACUACAACUACCUGGCGAAGUCAAACUUGAAGAGGAAGCUGACAGAUUGCUGGAUGGGUUGGGCCCACGGUUUUCUGAUUGGUGGGGUUGCGAUCCUCUACCUGUUGAUGCCGAUUUACUACCACCUAUUGUUCCUGGGUUUCGCAAGCCUUUCCGCCUUCUUUCAUUUGGUAUAAAACCAAAGUUAACAGAUAGGGAAAUGACUAUAUUGCGUAGGCUCGGACGGCCCUUACCAUGCCAUUUUGCACUUGGAAGGAAUAGAAACCUUCAGGGAUUGGCUGUCUCUAUGAUCAAGCUGUGGGAGAAAUGUGAGAUAGCUAAGAUUGCAAUUAAAAGAGGUGUGCAGAACACAAACAGCGAAUUAAUGGUCGAGGAGCUAAAGCAACUGACUGGAGGAACGCUUCUAUCCAGAGAUAAGGAGUUCAUUGUAUUUUACAGAGGGAAAGAUUUUCUGCCCCCUGCGGUCUCUGUUGCAAUAGAAGAGCGGAGAAAUAGUGGGAACUCUGAAUUGACUAACCCAAAGCAGAACAAGGAAGAGCGGCAUUUAGCUGUUAGAGAUGCUUCUGAACCUAAGUUUGACGAUGGAGCCUCAGGAGACGGACUUCAAGAAAAAGGAGAAAAGGAAACUCUUGCCUCAAAGGGUAGGACAAAGGCUGUGAGCUUGACUCUCAAAAAGGUGGAGACUAAAUUAUCUCAGGCCAUAGCCAAAAAGCAAAAGGCAGAGCAGCUUCUGGCUGAGCUGGAAAAAUCAGCUGAGCCUCCUAAGGCAGAACCUGAUAGGGAGGCUAUUUCACAAGAAGAAAGAUACAUGCUGAGGAAAGUUGGAUUGAGGAUGGAUCCUUUUCUGUUGCUAGGCAGGAGAGGAGUAUUUGACGGAACAGUUGAAAACAUGCACCUUCACUGGAAAUAUCGGGAGCUUGUAAAGGUUAUAUCGAAAGACCGUUGCAUCAAAGAAGCUGAAAGUGCAGCUCGGAUUCUUGAGGCUGAAAGUGGUGGUAUACUGGUAGCCGUGGAGAGAGUGAGCAAAGGUCAUGCUAUUAUUGUAUAUCGAGGAAAGAACUACCGAAGGCCGGCAAACUUGAGACCUAAGUCUCUGUUGAAUAAAAGGGAAGCAAUGAAGCGAUCUUUGGAGGCUCAGCGUCGUGAGUCCUUGAAACUUCAUGUGUUGAACCUCUCCCGAAGAAUAGACCAGUUGAAGCAUCGGAUGACUAAGGAGGAUGAUAGUUUGCCGCAGUCUAUGGAAAUAAUCUCAGACAGGACAAAUGAUGAAUACGUCUCUACAAACAGGGACGAGAAUAUCUCUGGGGAUUUUGAAGGUUACAUGGAGGAAGUGCAUGAAGUAGAUUGUGAAUCCCGGAAUUCAAAAGACUGCAAUCAUGCUUUAGUUGAUGAAGGAGAAAUAGUCAAUGCAGCAACAAGUGAAACCAAUUCUUCGUAUCCUUUAGAUUCUGAACAGCCGCAAGUGCUGGAUUGUUCUACUUCCAAAAGUAAUAAUCGUGAUACCAAUAAAGAAAUUGAUGCAUCACAUGAAGAAAUCUCGAAUAAGCAGCACUCAGCUGUUUAUGAGGAGAAGUUGAAUGAGGAAUCUGAUGUAGAAGUUCCUUUUAGAGCUUCACCACUCUCAAAUCGGGAAAGACUCGUUCUACGAAAGCAGGCCCUCAAGAUGAGAAAAAGGCCAGUGAUAGCUGUUGGGAGGAACAAUGUCAUCCCAGGUGUUGCAAAAACAAUCAAAACACACUUUAAGAAGCACCCUCUCGCCAUUGUGAAUAUUAAAGGCAGAGCCACGGGCACUCCAGUUCAGCAGUUGAUAUUUGAACUCGAGCAAGAGACUGGAGCAGUUCUCGUGUCCCGAGAGCCGAACAAGCUAAUUUUGUACCGGGGUUGGGGAGAGGGAGAUACACCCGGAGGUGCAAAGGAGAAAGAUUCAACUUCGUUUAGAGAAACGAAGGAAGCAAUUUCUCCGCAACUUAUUGAGGCCAUUAGGCGUGAAUGCGGGUUGCAGUCUACUUAAGGAAGGUAAGCUCACUCUACGCACCAACAUCAAGCGUCUCUUCGCGCUUUUUGAAGGUUUAAGAGGAUAAUAUGGGUUUUUGCACUUUACCCUUGACAAUUAGAACCAACAGAUAACCACCCCUCAAGUUAGUAGAAAAUCUUACAAUUCUUUUUUUUUUCUCCAUCAGAAGCGAGUGAAAUGUAAAUCGAGAUACAUUUAGGGGUUUAAUAUACAUCUUUGCAAAGUAUAUAUAUAUAUUGAAUUGUAUUUGUUUUCUCCCUUGUUAUCUCA
Molecule: messenger RNA, 3299 nt
Organism: Ananas comosus (pineapple)
Lineage: Eukaryota; Viridiplantae; Streptophyta; Magnoliopsida; Poales; Bromeliaceae
Product: CRM-domain containing factor CFM2, chloroplastic
Exons: 12
Coding region: 45-3026 (993 amino acids)
Biological process (GO): RNA splicing, via transesterification reactions
Molecular function (GO): mRNA binding
Source: RefSeq, a predicted model, not a curated record